CUUCCACUUUUCUCUAGAUAUUACACGUUGGAUUUAUAUAAAUCAACUGCUCAAAAACUAAUAUCAAAAGAAGCUUGAAAAUGUCGGAAGAAAACUUCAAUUGGAAUUGUGAAAUGGAAGUGAACUUAUUUCAUGCACUCCGGGGUCAUAAACCAGUUGGAGUCAACAGACAUUUCCACAUGGUCAGCAUUCAUGAAAAACUUUCAAGUACAAACAAGAAGAUUACAGCUAGGCAAAUAUGGGAUUAUCUCGGUGAAUUAUACGACUUAAAUGCCUUGAAUGAGUCCGAGAUAUUGCCAUUUCCAAACAAAGAAUUAGACUUCAGUUUACCAGAAAAAGACUUUUCAGAUGUCAAAGAAACAUCAUUUCCUCGUUUAAUACAUCCAAAACAAGAUACUGAUAAACUUGAUGUUAAACCUGAAAAAACUGAUAAACCAGAAAAACAGGAUAAAAGUGAAAAGGCUGAUAAACAGGACAAACCUGAUAAAGGUAGUGACUCAGGAUCAUCAAAGUCUUCCAAGUCAGAUAGUCGUCAUUCUGCUGGUACACCAGUGUUAAACACACCAGAUAACUCACCUAAACGUAAACGAACCCGCAACACUCCAUCAUCCACAGCAAGUCCUGCUACACCAGAUGCCCCGCCUUCAAAACGAAGAAGAUAAAACAGAAUAAAACUUUAAUCGGACAUAAUUAUGGAGGAUAUAUUUUAUAUUUUUCAUGUCAUAUUGGCAUGAAACAGUCUUACAGACAGAAGUGUUCAAUCAAUAUCAUUAGGGUGGUAAAGUGCCUUUGAGAUGUAAAAAAAAAUUGUAUGAAGAUUUUUUGACUGCACAUUUACAAUUUUAAACUUAAAGUCCAGUGAUACAGAUCAGACUUAUAUACAUGUACAUGUAAUAAAAAAAUGUGAAUUAUAAAGACA
Ruditapes philippinarum (Manila clam) is the source of this 919-nucleotide messenger RNA. RefSeq names its product MRG/MORF4L-binding protein-like. Gene Ontology annotation, cellular component: NuA4 histone acetyltransferase complex; nucleus. The record is from RefSeq and is a predicted model, not a curated record. NCBI's taxonomy places the organism in Eukaryota, Metazoa, Mollusca, Bivalvia, Venerida, Veneridae. Gene Ontology annotation, biological process: regulation of transcription by RNA polymerase II. Bases 81 to 662 code for a protein of 193 amino acids. The transcript is spliced from 4 exons.